AUGCGGGGGAAAUGCGAGAAGAAAUCGCAAGGUUCUGAGGUGCUACUGCAGGCGGAUGUUCCCAUCGUGGACGAUGCAACCUGUGCCGAAAAGUACAAGGCUAGAGGUAUCGUAUUUGACGGGAAGAUGCAGUUGUGUGCAGGAGGACAGCAGGGAACGGACACGUGCUCGGGAGACAGUGGGGGCGCAGCGAUGUUCCUUCUUUCGGGGGUCCCUGCUCCAGCGAUACCGAAAUUCGUCUUGGGAGGGGUCACGUCCUUCGGGAGUGUCAAGUGCGGCACUGGCCUCCCUGCUGUGUAUACCAGGGUGCAACAUUUCCUUCCCUGGAUAAUCAACAAUAUUCAAUUCGACCUCUGA
This is a messenger RNA of Darwinula stevensoni, 357 nucleotides long. The record is from the annotation of a GenBank genome assembly. NCBI's taxonomy places the organism in Eukaryota, Metazoa, Arthropoda, Ostracoda, Podocopida, Darwinulidae.